Messenger RNA from Cuculus canorus (common cuckoo), 1968 nucleotides. RefSeq names its product transmembrane protein 106A (gene TMEM106A). Bases 382 to 1170 code for a protein of 262 amino acids. The transcript is spliced from 8 exons. The record is from RefSeq and is a predicted model, not a curated record. Lineage: Eukaryota; Metazoa; Chordata; Aves; Cuculiformes; Cuculidae.
UGUCCUUCCUCCAUCCCAGUUGCUGAAACAAGGCUGCGCAGAGCAAACACCGGCACAGGCUGCAUGGAUGGAAACCGUGUUUGAUGUCUUCGUGAUGACAACACAGCUGCUUUUACGCAGCUUGAUAUCAUUACUGCUUUUGGGAGGAUUAUUGGCAGUUGGUGUAAAAGUUCUGGGUUGACAGAAGCCUGGGAAAACAAAUUCAACUGUAUUUUUAACGUCUAGAAUCUUUAAAAUCCCUUAGAUUCUAUUAUUUUAUUGUAUCUUUUAGAUGCUGUUUGCACAUUAUUUUAUUUCACUCAGGCUGUUGUUGCUGACACUGUGCUUGACUGGGAAUGCCAAAGCCUUGGUGUUCAGUGAGCGAGAAUUUUGCCUUCAACCAUGAGUGGAAAACUUUCCCGGCUCUGGAAAACCCUUGACAAAAAGAAGAGUGAAGGCAAACUGAUCUUACCCAGGCAACUGGAUGAUGAAGAUGAAAUUGCCAGUUACGCCAGCAUCAAUGACUCCGCUGUGUCCUGUGUGGGCCCCGCACGUCAAAGCUGUGUCAACUGUCCAACGUGUCAGGGAACGGGAAGGAUCCCCAGGGAGCAGGAAGAGCAGCUGGUGGCUCUAAUUCCAUAUGGUGACCAGAGGCUGAAGCCCAGACAAACGAAAUUCUACGUAUGUCUUGCUGUGACGAUCUGCCUGCUGACAACAUCUCUCAGUAUUUUCUUCCUGUUUCCUCGUGGCGCUACUGUGCUGCCGGCAGGGCUGAGUGCCUCCUCCGUUAGCUUUGAUGCCACCACAACCAGUAUAGACCUCAACAUGACGAACGUGCUGAACGUAACUAAUAACAACUUCUGCGGAGUCACAGUGGUGCAGCUGGAGGCAGAGGUUUUGCACCAGUCCCUGGUGGUGGGGAAAGCCACCACGACAACCCUGCUGAGUAUGAGCCCUUUGCAGAGCAGCCAGAUCUAUUACACGGUGACCGGUAAGAUAGUGGAUGACACCACCUAUAAGAUUUGCACCUGGAUGAAAGUCAAAGUUCACAACAUUCUGCUGCACAUCGAGGGGACCAUAAUGUACACAUACCUGAGCCUUUCCGAGCAAGUGAUAUUUGAAGACUACCAGUACGUAGACUGCCGGGGGAAUGCCACGCUGCCUCAGCCGCUGCGUCAGCGCCCACCGUGACACGGACAGGGUGCAGAGCUUUGUGGGUGCAGCGCAUCCUACCGCAAAGGCAAGUCAGGGCGAGACAAGCUUCUGGGGUGGCUUCCCAAUCUGUGCCUUAAACGGGAGGUUCUGUGUUUCUUGGAUAACGCUUCCAUCCCUCACGCAAAGAUGACGACGUGCUUGGCCUUAAGAAUGUGGACUCUGCCGCCCUGAGAUUGCAGCUUUCCUUUUUCAGUGCCUUAUCACAGCUGAUGCUUCAGCAGAGUGACCGGCACACAGGGUGUCUCUGCCUGGCGGAUGGGAAUGGGAACGCUCUGUUUCACUGCUGUUUUGGAUGAAGCACCCUAUUAAUCAGACUAACUCAAAUCGUUUCCAUCUUGCUUAACUUUUGCCGUUCUGUCCUGAAUUUAAGUAUUUUAUCACUUGGAAAAAGAAGGACUGUGAUGAGCCUUUUUGCCUGGAUUGCAUCUAUGCCACACCAGAAUGUAACGGCACUUUCACAGCCUGCCCAGCAAGAGGAAGAAACAGCGAUGAUGUCUUGCUUAUCUGAGCUUUAAGAAAAACUGCUGCGUGUAGUGCCAAAAAAUGUUGUGAGAGAGACUCGGGGGUGACCGUUGUUUUACACUGCCCUGUAUAGAGUGAGAAUAUUGCAUCUAGGGGAGAGGAGGGGAGACCUUCUCACUCUAACACGCCCUGAAAGGAGGUUGUAGUGACGUGGGUGCUGGUCUGUUCUCCCAAGUAACAAGUGAUAGGAUGAGAAAAAAUGGCCUCGAGUUGUGCCAGGGGAGGUUUAGACUGGAUAUUAGGAAAAAAUUC